Molecule: messenger RNA, 813 nt
Organism: Aphidius gifuensis
Lineage: Eukaryota; Metazoa; Arthropoda; Insecta; Hymenoptera; Braconidae
Gene: mRpS7
Product: 28S ribosomal protein S7, mitochondrial
Exons: 5
Coding region: 55-741 (228 amino acids)
Biological process (GO): ribosomal small subunit assembly; translation
Cellular component (GO): ribosome
Molecular function (GO): structural constituent of ribosome; rRNA binding; mRNA binding
Source: RefSeq, a predicted model, not a curated record
AACUUAUUAAUACAAGUGUUUAUUUAUUUUAAUAAGAUUGUCAUUGUUAUUAAAAUGGCAACUCUUGGCAGUCAAAUUGGUAAACUCCAAUUUUUAAGUAAAUAUAUUUGUUCACAAAGUGGAUCAAGAUUAUACAGUGUGUUUCCACCAACAUAUAUCAAGCCAAUAUUUAGAAAAGAUGAACAAGCAAUCCUGGAGCAAACUGGAGAAGCUGAAAAAAUUGCUCAUGUACCAAUUAAACCAGCAAUGGGUGCUGAAACAUCAUCUGAAUUUUAUGACCCUAUUGUUGCUAAAUUUACAAAUUAUGUAUUGAGAAAAGGAAAAAAAAGACUUGCAAGAAGUCUUGUUAGUGACACAUUUGAAAAUAUUAAAAGAAUUCAAUUGAAACGUUAUCACAAAGCAUCCCCUGAACAUAGAGAUCAAAUUAUAUUGGAUCCAGCUAAAAUACUUCACAAAGCUGUUGUUAAUUGUACUCCAGUUAUGCAGCUAGAAAAAAUGAGACGUGCAGGAACAGCAUACCCGGUACCUGUACCUGUUUUGGAAAAUCGUCAAAGAUUUUUGGCAAUGAAUUGGCUGAUCCAAGCAGGCCAGAAUAAAGAAGGAGAAGUUCCAUUUUCAACAAAACUUGCUAAUGAACUUAUUGAUGCAUCAAACAAUCACGGAAGUGUUGUUAAGAAAAAACAGGAUCUUCACAAACAGUGCGAAGCCAAUAGAUCAUAUGCUCAUUACAGAUGGUCAUAAAUAAUUUUAUAAAAAUGUUUUCUUUAUCAUUGUAAAAGAAAGUAAUAAUAAUAAUACAUAAUUAAUUAAUUA